This is a messenger RNA of Morus notabilis, 1448 nucleotides long. Its product is annotated as epidermal growth factor receptor substrate 15. The record is from RefSeq and is a predicted model, not a curated record. The coding region runs from base 185 to 1201 and encodes 338 amino acids. The transcript has 3 exons. Lineage: Eukaryota; Viridiplantae; Streptophyta; Magnoliopsida; Rosales; Moraceae.
UUGUCCUUUCCCUCUGUCUCUCUUCUUCUUCUUCUUCUUCUUCACUUCUCGCGCUCACUCUUCUUCUUCUUCACUUCUCUCGCUCCUCCUUCUCCUUCUCUUCUAGGGUUUGACAUUCAACGGCGAGUGAAGCUCCGACGCAGAACAAUUUCUCUGGAUUUUCGGCUUUGUCGUGUUUGCAAAGAUGAAGACCGAGCCUGUUGAAGUGGCGGAGGCUCCGGUGGUGUUCCAUUUCCGUCGCGACAGCGAAACCGACGACAGUAAUCCGAGCAUUUUGGAGCUGAUCUCUGAUAUCAGGACUGCGUUUCGGCCCUCCGAUUUCGAUCGUCUGGAGGAGAUUCUCAUCACGAGAGACGAGAAGCUGAAGCGAGAAAUUGAGAAAUGGAAGGAACAGUAUGAGUUAACCAGAGAGAGUCUAGGAAUUGAGAGGCUCAUAAAGGCUGAACUCGAGGAGGAUCUCAAGAGUUUCAAGGUCAAGUGUGCGGAGCUUGAGAAUCUCAGGGAGAAUAUCGAUGCAAUGCGUGAGAGAGCAACAACGGCAGAGGAGCGUGCGAAGAGUUCUGAAGAGAUCUAUGAGAAGCUUCUCAGAAAAGUUAAGAUGGCAGAGAGCGAGAAAAGUUGCGAUCUUGUCGAGUUAAGGAAGAAGAAUGGAGAAUUGGAGUCGGAGAAGACCAGAGCUGAGGAAGAGGUUGAGCUUUGGAAGAGAAGAUUUGUGGAGAUGGAGAAACGGGUGUCAAAGUUGGAGGCUGAUAUAGAGAUCUUAAGUGCUGAAAAUGGAGGAGGUAAUUUGGUUCCAACUAUUCUCAUCACCGACAGUGAUGAUGAUUGUGCUCCAGGAGCCUCCUGCUCUGAAAAAGAAUUAUCUCCGACAGUUCUCAAAAGAAAGCAAUCAUCAUCUGUGAAUGUAAAUGAGGAUGAGAAUGGCGAUGAUGAUGUUGUUCCAGAUAAAAGGAUGAGGCAAGAUCAAGAGCUUGUCGUCGGUGAUUCCUGUGGAAACCCUGACCCCGCAACAGUUACUUGUGCCACUAAUGAUCCUGAAAACAAUGUUCCAUCAAAUCAGGGUCAAGGGUUCUUGGGUCCAUCUGAAGCAAAUGGAGCGCCAAGAAUAAGAGAUUUUUCUAAUUAUUUUGCCAAUUGUCUUGGCGAUGAAGUUGAGUUCAAGGAUAGUUCCUCCUCUUCUGACACUGAUAGCGAUUGGUAAUCCUGGUCGCGGAUCAUCGUAUAGCUAACUGUGAUAUGUGACUACGAAGUUGGAGAAUACAUAUUUUGUCCAUAGCUCCUUGAAAUUAUAUGCAGCUCUGAGCUUUUGUUGCUGGUUGGUGGCUUGGUUUGCAAAUGUACAAAAUGCUGCCUAAAAGUCGGAUACUGUGCUAGCUUAGCUUGUUAACAGAACAGGAGUUGAAACUCCUGUUUUCUUAUAUGGGUAUACUAACAAUCUAUUUCUUUUU